GGGACUCUUAGUUUGAAGCGCGCGUGCGUCGCUGCGGCUUUCCGCGUCGAGCUGCUGCACCGGGAACAUGUCUCGAGUGUACGUGGGGAAACUGAGCUAUCGCGCCAGGGAGAAAGACGUCGAGAGGUUUUUUAAAGGCUACGGGAAGAUACUGGAAGUGGACCUGAAGAACGGAUAUGGCUUUGUGGAGUUCGAUGACCCCCGAGAUGCAGAUGACGCUGUGUGCGAUCUGAACGGCAAAGACCUGUGUGGGAAGCGCGUGAUCGUGGAGCACACCAUAGGACAGCGGCGUGAUGGUGGCACUGGCAGCAGAUCUGGAAGAAGUAGUCAGUAUAGGCGUGGAGGAGGAGGAGGGGGAGGGGGAGGAGGAGGAGCAGGAGGAGACCGGUACGGCCCACCCACUCGCACAGAUUACAGGCUGAUUGUGGAAAAUCUCUCCAGUCGCUGCAGCUGGCAGGACCUGAAGGACUACAUGCGUCAGGCUGGCGAGGUGACUUAUGCCGACACUAACAAGGGCCGCAAGAACGAGGGGGUCAUUGAGUUCAGGCAGUACUCAGACAUGAAAAGAGCCCUGGAGAAACUGGACGGUACUGAGGUCAAUGGAAGGAAGAUCCGGCUCAUCGAGGACCGGCCUGGUGCCAGACGCCGCCGCUCCUACUCUCGCAGCGCCUCCAGGUCUCGCUCCAGGAGCAGGAGGUCUCGCAGGAGCCGAAGCCACAGCCGAACCAGUAGCCGCUCAAGAGCCUCAGGCUCGAGAUCACGCAGCAGGUCAACCAGCAAGAAGACGAAGGGCAGGAGCAGUAGGAUGGAGGAGAGCAGUAAUGGAGCUCGCAGGGGAGGUGAAAGCGCUAGAGAUAAUAGCACGAGCUGCAGCCCUCCGAGCAAAAAGGGAAAACGGGAGAACAAGAGAGAUCGGUCCUAUUCUCGAUCCAGAUCCAGAUCUCGAUCCAAAUCGGGAAACGACAGGGAUCUCUCCAGAGAGUCUGGGUCCAGAUCUCAGGAGGCAACCAAGAGCGGCGAUGAAGGCCGUGUGGCUGAAAGGGCGCAUUGCUCUAGAGCUCAUUCUCGGUCCAGAUCACAAACGCCACCAGAUGCUGAUCUGCGGAGGGAAUCCAGAUCCAAAUCCAAAUCUCGCUCACAUUCACGCUCGCGAUCUUAUUCCCGGUCUCGGUCCCGCUCAAGGUCUCGGUCCUAAGUUAAAAAAAAAAAAAAAAAAAGAUUUUUUUUUUUUUUUCU
Messenger RNA from Sinocyclocheilus grahami, 1236 nucleotides. RefSeq names its product serine/arginine-rich splicing factor 4-like. The transcript is spliced from 6 exons. Lineage: Eukaryota; Metazoa; Chordata; Actinopteri; Cypriniformes; Cyprinidae. Gene Ontology annotation, molecular function: mRNA binding. The coding region runs from base 68 to 1195 and encodes 375 amino acids. The record is from RefSeq and is a predicted model, not a curated record. Gene Ontology annotation, cellular component: cytoplasm; nucleus.